This is a messenger RNA of Eupeodes corollae, 617 nucleotides long. RefSeq names its product PH domain-containing protein DDB_G0287875-like. NCBI's taxonomy places the organism in Eukaryota, Metazoa, Arthropoda, Insecta, Diptera, Syrphidae. The record is from RefSeq and is a predicted model, not a curated record. The coding region runs from base 61 to 600 and encodes 179 amino acids. The transcript is spliced from 2 exons.
GCUAAGGACAAUAAUGGUAGAACUGGUGCAUCUCCUUGUAUUGCACCGUUCUUAAAGGAAAUGGACGAGCUAUUUGGUAAAAAGCCAAAUUUUGCAAAAAGCUAUUCGUAUAAUUUUGGUGCCAAAAGUGUUUCGAGUUCAGGUGCAACAGUUUCAUCACCGAAUACGUCCUCAGCAGCACCAUUAUUCAGCUCCUCAGAAACGUUUAAGUCUCCUGUCUCAAAUGAUUUAGACUUCUUUGAUGUGGAUGUAGAGUUUUUUUUGGAAGAAGCUGAUGCGGCCUGUUCAUCUUCAUUACCAACAACAACACCACCACCACCACCACCACCAACAACAACACUACUAACAACAACAACACCACCGACAACAACUACACCACCAACAAGAACACCAGCAACAUCAAGGCCAGCCGCAAUAAAAAAAAGGGCUAUGUCACGCUCCGACUACUAUAAAGAAAAAAUAAUGCAGAGGCAGCAAGAAGCGGAAAGAGUGGAAGAACGUUUCCAAGAGCGUCAACAGGCCAGGGCACAGCUACAGCUAAAAAAAGCGGAGGAUCGUAAAAAGAAAUACGAGUUAAUAGAAAAACUGCUAUCGAAAUAAAAAACUCGUUACUAAAA